AUGAAGGAAGGCAUCAUCCGCGCCGGCCCCAAGGUCGAGAUCGUUGACUCGCCUGUUCCCAAGGCCGAGAAGGGUCAGGUUGUCAUCAAAGUUGUCUACUCUGGUAGCAACCCCAAGGACUGGAAGUACCCCGAUAUGACGAAGAAGGGCGAGCUGAACCAAGGCGACGACAUCUGUGGUACAGUCCACGAGGUCGGCCAGGGAGUCUCCGAGUUCAAGAAGGGUGACCGCGUCUUUGCUUUCCACCAGAUGCUUGCUCCCGGUGGCUCCUACGCCGAGUAUGCUGUUGCUUGGGCUCACACCACCGCAUACCUUCCCGAGCACGUCUCUUUCCAGGAGGGUGCCGCUCUGCCUCUCGCUGCCUUGACCUCUGCCCUUGGUCUCUACGACCGCCUGAGACUGCCCCAACCUUGGACUCCUCGCAAGGACGAUGAGAAGCCCAUUCCUCUAGUCAUCUACGGAGCCUCAUCCUCUAUCGGCUACUACGCCACUCAAUUCGCCGUUCGCUCAAACAUUCACCCCAUCAUUGGCGUCGCUGGUCGCGCCAGAUCACACGUCGAGAAGCUUCUUGACCCCAGUAAGGGCGACGUCAUCGUUGACUACCGCGACGGCAAUGAGGCAGUACAGAAGGGCAUCAAGGAGGCACUCAAGGGCGCUGAGCUAUACCACUGCUUCGACGGUGUUUCGGAACAGGGCUCAUACCAGAACGUUGCUGCGGUCAUGCCAGAGAAUGGUCACAUUACCCUUGUUCUUCCUGGCAAGGACUUCUCUGACUGCCCCAAGCACGUCAAGCAGUCCAUCACCAUGGUCGGAGAUGUUCACAACGAACACAAGGACUUUGGCUCAGUCUUCUUCCGCUACAUCGCAAAGGGUGUUGAUGAGGGUUGGUUCAAGCCUCAACCUCAGGAGGUGAUCCCUGGUGGUCUCAAUGGUGUCGAGCAAGGUCUUGCCAACUUGAAGUCUGGUAAGGCUUCAGCUGUCAAGUAUGUCUUCAAGAUUGCCGACACUCCUGGCGCAGGUCAGGACUAA
Messenger RNA from Aureobasidium uvarum, 1029 nucleotides. The record is from the annotation of a GenBank genome assembly. NCBI's taxonomy places the organism in Eukaryota, Fungi, Ascomycota, Dothideomycetes, Dothideales, Saccotheciaceae.